Kluyveromyces lactis is the source of this 2190-nucleotide messenger RNA. It is a transcript of the gene VTC4, whose product is annotated as Vtc4p. The coding region runs from base 1 to 2190 and encodes 729 amino acids. Gene Ontology annotation, cellular component: vacuolar transporter chaperone complex; fungal-type vacuole membrane. The record is from RefSeq and is a predicted model, not a curated record. Lineage: Eukaryota; Fungi; Ascomycota; Saccharomycetes; Saccharomycetales; Saccharomycetaceae. The transcript has a single exon. Gene Ontology annotation, biological process: vacuolar transport; polyphosphate metabolic process; vacuole fusion, non-autophagic.
AUGGUAAAAUUUGGUGAACAUUUGAAGCGAUCUUUGAUUCGUGAGUACAGUUAUUACUAUAUCAGUUACAAUGACUUGAAGACGGAGUUACAGGAAUCCUUGGAAGCUAACAACGGAAAAUGGAACGAGGAUUUGGAGACUCAGUUUUUGGAGUCCUUGGAAAUUGAAUUGGAUAAAGUGUACACUUUUUGCAAAGUGAAGCAUAACGAGGUAGUGCGUCGUAUCAAGCAAGCCCAGGAACAAGUUUCUGUCGCUGUGCGUUCUUUGGAUACAAAUGUUCCGGUUACAGAUUUGGAUUUCCAAAUCUUAGAAGAAGAAUUGUCUGAUAUCAUUGCUGAUGUGCAUGAUUUGGCCAAGUUUGCCAGGUUAAACUACACCGGUUUGCAAAAAAUUAUUAAGAAGCAUGAUAAGAAUACCAAUUUCAUCUUGAAACCUAUUUUCCAAGUCAGAAUGGAUGCCAAACCGUUCUUUAAAGAAAAUUACGAUGAAUUGGUGGUGAAACUUUCACAACUUUACGAUAUCGUUAGAACCAGGGGUAAUCCUGUAAAGGGUGAUUCUGCUGCUGGUGGGAAACAACAAAAUUUCGUUAGACAAACUACAAAGUAUUGGGUUCAUCCAGAUAAUAUUACAGAGUUGAAAUUGAUCAUCCUAAAGCAUUUGCCGGUUCUUGUUUUCAACACUAACAAAGAGUUUGAAAAAGAAGACAGUGCCAUUACCUCUAUUUAUUACGAUAACGAGGACCUUGAUCUAUACUACGGUCGUUUGAGGAAGGAUGAAGGUGCUGAGGCGCAUAGAUUGAGAUGGUACGGUGGUAUGAGCUCUGACACAAUUUUCGUCGAACGAAAGACACAUAGAGAAGAUUGGACUGGUGAAAAAUCGGUCAAAGCUCGUUUCGCAUUGAAGGAAAAGUACGUUAAUGAUUUCUUGCAUGGGAAGUAUACUGUAGAACAAGCGUUCGCCAAGAUGCGUAGAGAGGGGAAGAAAUCAAUCCAAGAAAUUGAGAAUCUAGAGGCGUUGGCUACAGAAACACAGUAUACAAUGCUCAAGAAGAAACUAAGACCAGUGGCCAGAAGUUUCUAUAACAGAACUGCUUUCCAAUUGCCUGGUGAUGCCCGCGUGCGUAUUUCUUUAGAUACUGAAUUGUCCAUGGUAAGGGAGGAUAACUUUGAUGGUCAUGACAGAACCAACGGUAACUGGAGAAGAAUGGAUAUUGGUGUAGAUUGGCCAUUCAAUCAGUUGCCUGAAAAAGACAUUUGUAGAUUCCCUUACGCUGUUUUGGAAGUCAAACUACAAACUCAAAUGGGUCAAGAGCCUCCAGAAUGGGUCAGAGAAUUAGUGGGCUCGCAUUUAGUUGAACCUGUGCCUAAGUUUUCUAAAUUCAUUCACGGUGUCGCGUCACUUCUCAACGACAGAGUCAGUUCUAUUCCAUUUUGGCUACCUCAAAUGGAUGUUGAUAUCAGGAAACCCGCCAUCCCAACUCACAUCAAUAUCACAAGACCUGGAAGAGAUGAUGAAGACGAAUAUGAGGACACUGAAGAUGAAGAGUUGGCUGCUCCAGGGAACUCCUACGAUAUCGAAGAAGCAGCUGGAGAAGCCGGUACCGCACCUGCUGGACAAUCCUCUACUGGGAACUAUGGUUCUAUAACUCAAGAUUCAGCUCGCGCUGGGAACACAGCGGAUUCUCCAGCCGCUAGUGAAAAUUCCGCAGCUCUUCUGCGCAAUAUCAGACAAGCUUCUAAUCCAGUGGCCAAAUAUUGGCACACAUUAGUGUACCAAAUAGAUCACUACCUCUACGGCGACCAAGUUUCUAAGGUUCCCGAAGGUACUGUCUUUGAUACAUACGUCCAUGCCCCACCGGGGAAAACCAUAUGUGUGCCGGUGCGUGUGGAACCAAAAGUGUAUUUUGCCACUGAAAGAACUUUACUUUCAUGGAUAUCUAUCGGACUUGUUUUGGGCGGUGUGUCCACAAGUUUCUUAACUUAUGGUACGCCAACCACAAUGGUCGCCUCUACUGGUUUCUUCUUGACUGCACUCUUCACCAUCUGGUUUAGUACCUACACGUACUGUAAACGUGUUGUCAAUAUCAGAAUGAAGCGCUCCAUCGAUUACGAGGAUAAGUACGGUCCUCGUAUGAUCUGUGCAUUCUUGAUGGCCUCCAUCUUGUUUACCUUCUUCUGCAAUCUUGUAUGA